Molecule: messenger RNA, 5619 nt
Organism: Plectropomus leopardus (leopard coralgrouper)
Lineage: Eukaryota; Metazoa; Chordata; Actinopteri; Perciformes; Serranidae
Source: RefSeq, a predicted model, not a curated record
CAGAAAACCAGGGCAAAUCUACCAUAAAGAAAAGAAAAUGAUCGGACAAAAACCAACGAACGUCUUGCUAUUAUUUAUAUAUUAAUCAGCACACACGUUUCCCUCUAUAGCUUGAUGGUCAUUUCGAUUUCAUCUAGUAGAAGCAGUCGCUAGGAUUUCGACUAUUUUGAUAGACUCGUUAAUACCGUACUCUUGUUGACGGUAGACAGGCACUGACGCGAUUGAUUUCCUCCGGGUUUUGCUCGGCGCAUUUGUCCGCCAGAUUAACGUUACGGGCAUAUAAAAAUAACUCGGUGUUCUCUGAUUUCUUCUGGAUUUACUGACUUUACACCGUGGAAGAUUUCUAACAAUGGUACAAAAAGAUAAGACGCUGGAGACGCCUCAAGUGGACGGUGAGCCGAGCCCCAGCCCAGUCUCCGGAGAGGCUUGUGCCGAGGCCCCCGGCCCCGCGGAGGAGUCCGGCAUCGGAGUCGAGCCGACUGGCCACAGAAAAUUCAUCAGUGGAGUCGUGGAAGGCUUUUACGGUCGACCAUGGACAAUGGAACAGAGGAAAGAGUUGUUCAGAAGGCAGCAGAAAUGGGGGCUGAAUACAUACCUUUAUGCACCCAAAGAUGACUACAAACACAGAAUGUUCUGGAGAGAGCUGUACUCAGUGGAGGAAGCAGAGCAACUCAUGACUUUAAUUGGUGCUGCUAAGGAGCAUUGCAUAGAGUUCAUCUAUGCCAUUUCCCCUGGACUGGACAUCACCUUCUCCAAUCAGAAAGAGGUUUCUGCACUUAAGAGGAAACUUGAUCAGGUUUCUCACUUUGGCUGCAAGUCAUUUGCCUUACUUUUUGACGAUAUUGACCACAACAUGUGCCCUGCUGACAAAGAGGUGUUCAGCUCAUUUGCACACGCUCAGGUUACCAUUACCAACGAAAUCUACCAGUACCUGGGGGAGCCUGAAACCUUCCUCUUUUGUCCCACAGAGUACUGUGGAACAUUCUGCUACCCAAAUGUCUCUCAGUCCCCCUACCUCCACACAGUAGGAGAGAAGCUACUGCCUGGCAUUGAAGUGCUAUGGACUGGACCCAAGGUGGUGUCCAAAGAUAUCUCAGUGGAGUCAAUUGAGGAGGUGUCAAAAAUCCUCAGAAGAGCCCCUGUCAUCUGGGACAACAUUCACGCCAACGAUUACGACCAGAAGAGGCUUUUCUUGGGUCCAUACAAGGGCCGCUCCACAGAGCUCAUCCCCAGGCUGAAGGGAGUUCUCACUAAUCCUAACUGCGAGUUUGAGUCCAACUUUAUAGCGAUCCACACUCUUGCCACCUGGUACAAGUCAAAUAUGAAUGGGGUGCGCAAGGAUGUGGUCAUGACGGACGGUGAGGACAGCACAGUGUCCAUCCAGAUCAAGUUAGAGAAUGAAGGCAGCGAUGAAGAACUGGAGACAGACAUGCUCUACAGCCCACAGCUCGCUCUAAAACUGGCUCUCACCGAAUGGCUGGGGGACUUUGUUGUGCCUCAUCAAUACAACAGCCGACAGGUGCCUCAGAGUGGUGCCAAAAGCACAGCCAUUGAUGUGUCAUCCAUGGCCGCUCCCUCGCUCUGCUCCUCCACAACAGUCACAACUGUGUUCCAGCAGCCCAUCAUGUCUCCUGCCAUGCCGCCUCUCUGUCUGGAUCCACUCUCACACCCCAUGGCAAAAAGACCUCAGGAGGAAGAGGAGGUUGAGGUGGAGAAGAAGGAUUCGGAUGAGGAGCCAAUGGAGAUGGUAGAUGAGAAGCUGGAUGAGCCGGAGCCAGAAGCAGAAGCUGACCCAGAGGAGAAGCAAGUCAGUCCCAUUUUACCUGACAAGAUGGCCGAAGACCUGAAGCCAAUGGAUACAGACAAGGAGAGUCUCACAGAGUCAAAGUCCCCUGAGGAGUCCAUCCAGGAAGACACAGGGAGUGAUAUUGCUCCCAUGCAGACAGACGAUCAGCUCAAGCAGGAUUUGUUUGUGCCUGGGCCCAACGAGAAGCCCCUGUUCACAGCAGAGCCCGUCACACUGGAUGACCUGAGCCUGCUGGCAGAGCUCUUCUACCUGCCUUAUGAGCACGGACCCAAGGCCAUGCAGAUGUUGAAGGAGUUCAACUGGCUGAGAGCCAACAGCAGCGUUGUCAGUGUCAACUGCAAGAGGAAGGAAACUGAAAAGGUAGCAGAAUGGCAAUCAAGGGCGGAGAAGUUUGAGGAGAUGUGCUGCUCCGUCAUCCAGAUGUUCACACGGCUGUCCAACUCAGCCAACCGCACCAUCCUGUACGACCUCUACCCUUACAUCUGGGACAUCAAGAGCAUCAUUUCUAUGGUCAAGUCUUUUGUCCAGUGGCUCGAUGGAAGAAUCCACAGUACAAGUUUCUACUGCUAUUGGAUCGACAGUGGCCGAUGGUGUCGUAGUCAGUCCUCAGCACAGUUCCUUAGAGGAGACCAAGAACCCUGGGCCUUUAGGGGAGGUCUAGCAGGAGAGUUCCAGAGAUUGUUGCCAAUAGAAGGGGCAAACGAUCUUUUCUACCAACCUCCACCUUCAAUGCCAACCUCCAAAAUCUAUUCCAUAAGGCCGUACUAUCCCAAAGAUGAGACUGCGAUUUAUAAAAUCUGUAAAGAAAUGUACUGUGAAGGAAUGGAGGGUGUUCCAGUCUCUGAUGAGGACCCUGACCUCAUAGGAGACAGGUUAGUAGGAGGUCUCCUGACUCUGAGUUCAGACUACGGGUUUGUGCUGGAGGAUGAUGAAGGGAUCUGCGGUUACGCUCUCGGAACUGUGGACGUCAAGCCCUUCGUCAAGAAAUGCAAGUUGAACUGGAUUCCCUUCAUGCAAGAGAAAUACCUCAAACCUGACUGUGAGAAGGACCUCACAGAGGCUGAGAAGAUGAUGCUGAGUUUCCACGAAGAGGAGGAAGGUCUUCCAGACUCUUUCCUCUCCAACUUCCCCUCUCUCAUCAAGGUGGACAUUCACGCCAAGGUCACUGACCCCAGCGUGGCCAAAAGCAUGAUGGGAUGUCUUCUAUCCUCUCUUAAGGCCAACGGCUCCCUCGGUGCGUUCUGUAAGGUUCGUCAGACUGAUAAGAGAAUGUUGGACUUCUAUAGUAAGCUGGGAUGCUUCGAAGUGGCCAAAAUGGAGGGCUUUCCCAAAGACGUCAUCAUUAUGGGACGCAGCCUAUGAAGAAGCGUCCCGCUGCGACAACAGACAGAGGGGGGAAGAAGUUGACGUGGCUUAAACAUGUUUGCUACCUUAAUGAGAAAAAAAAAAACUUCCAUGAUGAUUUUAUACUACAUUACCAUCUGGGCUCGCCCUGGGAAACCUCUUUUUAGGAUUUGUGUACAGAAGCACAGCAGGCGCACACAGAUUUCCCUGCGCUGCCCUUAGAUGUUAUGGCUCUGUUGGAUUUGGCAGAUCUGAAGCUAAAAGGCCGAGGAGCGAUCUGUAAUCAGUUGAUUUGAGCCAACAUGGAAGAGUGGCACUCCAGCAAUGAUUUGUUGAGUCCCACUACUCAUAUACCUCCAAGAGGCUUGAAGUAAUAACUCCAUAAGCCUUUUUCUCAUUCAAUCCAGUAGCCAUUACUUGGAUAUCGCCUGCAUGCCCUAAUGCAACGUGUCUGUAUCUGAAAUGGAGACAUAUUGUGAAAUGAGGGCGGCCUGUAUCUCAGCUAGUGUCUUACUACCCUUACAUCCUGCUUUCCCAGCUUUGACAGAGAGAAAUAACGCAGACAUAAGUAGGACACCUAUAUCGAGGAUGCGAGGUGCUAUGUGAGUUUUUCUUUCAUCGUCACAUCACACUAUUUCCAUUUGCUCCACAAAUAGUCCUGGAGAAAGAGGCCUUUUAAGUGGCGUGUUUCUAUCAAAAAGUGGAGUGACGUGCCGAGUCUGCACACACGGAAGGUGGAAAACUGUAGCUUUCAGGGUUUGUCAAUAAGACCAGAAAGGGAAGAAUAGUCGUUGAGAUGUUGAUGGCUCAACCAGGAGGUCCCCUGAAUUUCCAUUCAAGUAGUAAUAGACAUUUGGAGAGCAAUAGAAAAGCUUCAACACGUUUACAAAAAUGGUUGUCAUCCUGUAACUUUUCAGCGCUUUGCUUUUUUGUUGUUGUUGUAAUUGAGCUGGUUUUGCUUAUUUUUCUUAAAGCUAUUGCCUUUUGGUUCAUUGCCUUUUGAGUUUAGCAUUAUAUUGCAGACCUCAGUGUCUGCUGUUCAAAGACUUUCUAACACGAGUCAGUCAGAUAUAGCUAGAGAACAGCAGUUUUAAGACAUUGGAUUUGUUGUUUCUCAGUUUCUCUAAGGUGAAGCCUAAUAUCGACAGUCAUAUGUCUUAGUUUUGCCCUUUCAGACCCCAAACUCCGCAACAGAAAUCCUGCAGUACGCCUAAGCUGACUGACAGGGACAUCACUAUCAGAGAAAGUUAAGACCUUCUCGUUAAGUUGUGUCAAAAUAAUGUAAGUCGUUUUUCUUUUAAAGAUUGCACUUAAUCAACAUUUUCUGAUAGCAGUACCCAGUUGGACCAAAAUCUUGAUAUUCUGAUCUGCUAUUAAGUAGAAAAAUGUAACAUUUGACUCUCACCAACAUUAAAUAAGUAAAGGCUUGGAAGCAUUAACCCUCCAGCUGUCAUUGAGCUGCUCUGUUUUUCUCUUAACCACUAAUUCCAAACAUGACUUGUAAAGCAGCAGCUGAUCUGAGCUAUGUUCAAGAGAUUUGCUGUACGAAAAAGUGACAUUUGCUUGUCAUUAGCAAUAGAAAAUAAUCAGUUUACAUCUGUCUGCUUGCAUCCUUUCCUGCAUUGCAUACUCUCAAAUGAAUGUCUUCUCAGUGGAGCCUUGGUGAGCGCUCUCCGGUCACCAAAGUAGCACUGACUCCCACACUGUCGGGCUGUCGUCGUGGGGGCUUGGAGCAGAAAUUCCUCGGGCCUUUUCCUAUCUGUCCAUUGAAUGUUUUAUAUUCUGACGCAUUUCCCAUCUGUUUUUGUAAAUCUGUGUAGUUGAUAAAAAUAAAAGCACUUGUUCUAAUAGAUAGGAGUGUUCUGUUGGUUAUACGAGGAUCAUCAGUUGCUCUUCAGUAGCUGCCUGCCAAUGUGAUGUUUUGAUACUGUGUACAUUCAUAAUGUGCAUGAGGUGUAUUGGAUUUGCUGUGGCGGUCAUUUAAAUAACCUCAUCUCAUGCUGCAUAGAGGAAGAAGCAUGCCACUUGCCUCUAUGGGCAUGAUACUGUAGUUGGUAGACAGUCUGUAAACACUGUCAAUCAUAAAGUGUUAUUAUUUUGUAUAUCUUUAUCAAAAUUGCGGCUAGCUCUCUGUUGUCCUUUAAGGAAUACAAUGUUGUAAUGCCCUGUCCCGUGCAGCCUUCCUACCAGGCUGCUUUCCACCAACAGGUUUGCUGUUCAUCUUUUGAAACAACAGCAGGAUUUUCACUCAUUUUAAACGGCUCAUUUUGCAGCUGGUCGAUACUCCAGCUUUCUCCUUUGCCAACGGGUUUUGAUAGAAAUGGGCUGUGACUGAGGGAAAGGGCUCCUAUUGUACAUUUUGAUUACACAAGAAUAGGGUUGGGGGGUAAUGAAAGUAACAGUUUACCUAUGUAAAAUUUGUAUGUGAGAUACAUAAGAUUAAAAACUAAUAAACCAUAAUAAGUUAA